Cuscuta campestris is the source of this 708-nucleotide messenger RNA. Lineage: Eukaryota; Viridiplantae; Streptophyta; Magnoliopsida; Solanales; Convolvulaceae. The record is from the annotation of a GenBank genome assembly.
CAAGGAGUAUAUACUCAGACGUGAAUGGUGGAUCCAGCCUAACUGCCUAAGGGGCUGUUUGGCAACUUCUAAAUAGAUAAGUGCUGAACCAAUAAGAGGUCUGAGCUAUUAAGGUUGAACCAAUAAGAGGUCUGAACCAUUAAGAGCUAGUAUAUUGCUUAACUAUUCAGAGGCAAAUGUCUGAUCAAUUAAGAUAAGAGGUCUUAACCAUUCAGACUCUUAUUUCAAAAUUUGAAUGCAGGAUGCAAUCUGAGCCGCACAAUGCAUCAAAUCCAAAGGCUAGAAUUUAUUCUUAUUUCUUUUAUCAAGGUGCACUAUCUCAAAAUCUGAGAUGUUUUUUAACCCUGGUUCAAGGAUUGUGCGUGUGGGAAUUGUUUUACCACUUUUACGUGAUCAUUUGGAAGGAGUUCAAGCACGAGAAGAAUACUAUUGAGAUGGACAAUAUGACACUCUUCUCAUGGUCUUCACGUAGAAGGGGAGAAUACCUCAUAGUUCACGGGGAUUAUUUAUUAUUGUAAAAUACUUAUGGAAGAAUUUUUUAUUCUUUCAUUGUCGAUUGUUAGAGAUCUGCCAAUCAGGUUGCUUAUUUUUUUAGCUCGGGCAUCCGAUUCUGUGUCCGAUAUUUGGAGUAGUUGUCUUUCCCUCGAGACUUUAUUUGUGACGCUUUGCAUCGUGAUUUUAAAUAUUAAAUAAUGAAUUACCCAUUUU